CCUGUGGGAAGGCGAAGCGAACAUUGAAAACAAACCGCUGCGAAGUGUGUUUUCUUCCUCCGCCAGUCCGUAGAUCUCCUCGUCUGUUAAUUCGCUCGCAGGCGAAAAGAAGGGAAAGGAAGGGCGGAAAGAAAAAAGAGAAGGGAGGAAGAGAAGGAAACUUCUAAGGAAGCAACCAGAGGCAAGGUCUGGGGACAGAACGAGAGAGGAAGAAUUGCACAGGCACCUGAGAUGAAAGCAGAUGUGGGAAAGGACCCCGUCGCCCGGCUGAUUUAAGAUCCCCGUCCAAACAGCGAGACAAGCCGUCAACAACUUGAACGCACUUCGGAUGGUGGGGGGAAGGCAGUACGCCGGAAUGUGGAGAAGCGGAAGGAAAAACCCAAACCAGAUGAAAACGAGAUAGGCACCGUUCUCAUUUGCACAACCUCAAGGACAAAAAAAAAAAGAGGGACAUUUUAAGAAGCAGAAUUGGAAGCCAGCUCCGAAUUCAAAGUUCAGCAGGAAGCAAAAGGAGAGAAUCACUGGGAUCUCUCGCCAGAGCGAAGCGUCAGCCCAGAGGCAUCCUGCGGUGAAUGAUCGGGGGGUUAUAACAGACGCUGCUUGAGGGGGUGCCCCGAAUGGAGCCUAUAGCAUCAUCAGGAGCCCAAGGACAGCAGGAGAAUGAAUCGGCUGAACCCAAAAUCCCCGCCGCCCCCCAGGUCCAAGAAACAGAGGACGUUGGGGUCGGGAAGGAGACGACGACGGGAGAAGUUCUCGCAGUGAACGUGCGGGAGCAGGAGGCCUCGGAGGGGCUACCCCGUGAGGAACCCCCCUUUGCAAACGGCAGGGAAAGCGCUCCCAAGAAAGAGAACCAGCCCAACACCAAACGUGACGGGCCUGUGAAGCCUAAAGAGGCAGACUCCAAAGAGAGCGAAGCGAUUCCCAGUGGGGAUGCCGCACCGAGGAGCUCCGCUUCUCCGCCAAACAGCCCCGCCUCCAACCCGGUUGGAGACCCCGAGGAGACCCCCAAGCCCCGGGCUUCUCCGGCCAACCAACCCCAGCCGCCCGACUUCUACUGCGUGAAAUGGAUCAGCUGGAAAGGCGAGCGGACGCCUGUCAUCACCCAGAGCGAGAACGGGCCCUGCCCACUCCUGGCCAUCAUGAAUAUCCUUUUCUUGCAGUGGAAGGUGAAGCUGCCUCUCCAGAAAGAAGUCAUCACGUCCGACGAACUGAUGGCUCACCUCGGUGACUGCAUCUUAUCUAUCAAGCCCCAACAGCAGUCAGAAGUUCUGCAGCUUAACUUCCAGCAGAACGUCAACGAUGCCAUGACAGUUUUGCCCAAACUCUCCACGGGGCUGGAUGUGAACGUGAGGUUUACGGGAGUCUCCGACUUUGAGUACACGCCCGAGUGCAUCGUUUUUGACCUCCUCAACGUACCCUUAUAUCACGGGUGGCUGGUGGACCCACAGACACCAGAAGUGGCCCAGGCUGUCAGCAAGCUGAGUUAUAACCAACUGGUGGAGAAGAUUAUCACCUGUAAACACUCCAACGACCCGAAUUUGGUGACCGAAGGGCUGAUAGCGGAGCAAUUUCUGGAGUCUACCGCUUCCCAGCUGACCUAUCACGGCCUGUGUGAGCUCACGUCCACGGUGAAAGAAGGGGAGCUGAGCGUCUUUUUCCGGAACAACCACUUCAGUGCCAUGAUCAAGCACAAGAGCCACUUGUACCUCCUGGUCACGGACCAGGGGUUCCUACACGAGGAGCAGGUGGCCUGGGAGAGCCUGCACAACGUGGACGGCGACAGCUGCUUCUGUGACGCGGAGUUCCAUCUCAGCCACGCCCUGGGCAAGGAGGCGGCCGGUGGGAUGCCGCUGGACCAGCAGCUCAACCAGAGGCAGGUGGACCAGGACUACAUGAUCGCCUUGUCCCUUCAACAGCAGCAAGGCGGACCCGCUCUGAGCGACCUGGAGCUGGCCCAACAGUUGCAGCAGGAGGAGUACCAGCAGCAGCAGCAACAGCCGCCGACGCCCGCCACGACCCCCCCAGCGCAGGGGAGAAGCCCGCCACCGUCCCGCUCCCCCGGAGAGCGCAGGCAGCGGCAAAAACCGGAUUCUGACUGUGCCAUCUUGUAAUGGCGACCCGCCGGAUCCCCCUCCCCCCCCCCACCGCCAGCCCCAACCUCCGGCCCGCGCCGUGGGGAAGGCUUUCUUCCGUUAAACAGUUCUCGAAGCUACGUUCGCUCUGUUCCGGGGCCGAAACCAACCUUUUUUUUUAAAAAAAAGAAAAGGCAGAAAUAAGCUAACUUUCGGGUGAUGACGCACGUUCUUCAGCGUCUUUGAUUCCUUUCUCUCUCCCUCUCCCCUCAAAACUCUGCGCAUGGGCAGAGGUGUGAGCAGUCUCAGCUUUGUUGCGGGGCAGAGAGAAGGUUGCAGGUUUGGGGGCGUGGAUGGUUUGGGAGCAGAAGAGGCGAAUAUCCCAUCUCCCAGGACCAGGGAAACCAGCAAGCGAUUAGUGACAGAAAAGGGUGGGUUUAGACACUUCGUGAGCCAGAUUUGCCAACCCCACCCCACCCUGAGUCUGAGAUUCAAGUUUUGCUACUCCAGAAUUUCAAAGGUGUUUACAGCACCCAGGUAAACCUCUUGAAACAGGAGCUGCUGCUGCCUACAUUUUUAUAGGUGAUGUUUCAGCAACGCACGGCUUUUGCGUGAGAUUCCAGGGCACAUGAUCCAGGGAGUCUUUUAAAAAAAAAACCAAGCUCCCGGCUUUUUGGGGGGAGCACAGAUGCCUCCUUCGCAGCUUGUGGAGAUGCCCUUCGCAGGAGAAGGGGCUCGUAACGUUCCGCUUUGCGCACCCGGAAGGUUGCGGGUCCUUGUCCCGUCCUCUGCAGUUAAAAAGGAUCGGGGAACGGGAAAGAUUUGGGGAGGCAGACGUUGCCCAUCAGAGCAUCACGGGAGAAAAAGUCUAGAUUGGCUGAGCUGAUCCAGAGGCAGGUGUGGUACGUUCGCCACAGCCUGGGGGACACAAUCCCAAGCCGCUUGGAAACCUUGUCGGUCACCCGAAGGCAGAGAUGCCGUUACAAAGGGGGAAGGAAGGCAGCAGUGAAGGGCUUUUAUA
This is a messenger RNA of Elgaria multicarinata webbii, 3093 nucleotides long. It is a transcript of the gene MINDY1, whose product is annotated as MINDY lysine 48 deubiquitinase 1. Bases 618 to 2111 code for a protein of 497 amino acids. Gene Ontology annotation, cellular component: cytosol; cell periphery. Gene Ontology annotation, molecular function: K48-linked deubiquitinase activity; cysteine-type carboxypeptidase activity; cysteine-type deubiquitinase activity. The transcript has 11 exons. Gene Ontology annotation, biological process: protein K48-linked deubiquitination. Lineage: Eukaryota; Metazoa; Chordata; Lepidosauria; Squamata; Anguidae. The record is from RefSeq and is a predicted model, not a curated record.